This is a messenger RNA of Acanthopagrus latus (yellowfin seabream), 713 nucleotides long. Its product is annotated as histone H1-like. Gene Ontology annotation, cellular component: nucleosome. Gene Ontology annotation, molecular function: structural constituent of chromatin; DNA binding. The transcript has a single exon. Gene Ontology annotation, biological process: nucleosome assembly. The record is from RefSeq and is a predicted model, not a curated record. The coding region runs from base 42 to 659 and encodes 205 amino acids. Lineage: Eukaryota; Metazoa; Chordata; Actinopteri; Spariformes; Sparidae.
GCCAGUUGACACAAACUCAGCAAACGACAGCAGAGGUAAACAUGGCAGAAGAAGCUCCAGCUCCAGCAGCGGCGGCCCCGGCUCCGGCCAAAGCCCCGAAGAAGAAGGCAGCGGCCGCCCGCAAGCCGAAGGAUGGACCCUCCCUCCCGAAAGAGAUCAGUGCCGUUCUGGCUGAGUCUAAAGAGCGCAAGGGAAUGUCGUCGGCGGCCAUCAAGAAGGUGCUCGCUGGCAAAGGCGUUGAUGUGGUGAAAUGCAAUAAACGCAUUAACAGCUGUUUGGCCAGAAUGGUGACUCAAGGAGCCGUCAUCCAGGUGAAGGGCACAGGUGCGUCCGGCUCCUUCAAAGCAAAGGCAAAGAAGACUGAGGAGAAGAAGAAGCCUAAAGCCAAGCCAGCGGUCAAGAAAUCUCCCGCUAAAGCCAAACCCGCCGCCAAGAAAGCUGCACCGAAGAAGGCAGCGGCCAAGAAGCCCGCAGCCAAGAAAGCACCGGCGAAGAAACCAGCGGCUAAAAAGACAGCAGCGAAGAAGGCUUCCCCUAAAAAGGCUGCCAAGAAAGCUACACCGAAGAAGACUACACCUAAAAAGGCCGCCCCUAAAAAGGCAAAGUCUGUCAAGAAGGCUCCCGUGAAGAAGACUGCAGCCAAGAAGGCCAAAAAGUAAAGUCCUGAACCUCCCCUGCACCCAGUGCUCCAAAGGCUCUUUUAAGAGCCACCA